AAAGUCUUGUUGCAGGCCACUUGCGGACGGAUUCGCGCACCAGGCUGACGUGGACAUUAAUGAAACGGUGAGUUUCAUUCUAAGCGGGAAGAUGAAUUUGACAAACCGGCUGCAGUCCUUUCGAUAUUCACUUUUCUCACCUUUUUCUUUUUUCACUUCUCCUCUCACCUCUCAGCUCUCAUCCCCGGUUUGACAAACUUCUCCUCUCACCUCUCACCUCUCACUUCUCCUCUCACCUCUCACGCCGUGGGAGCAAAGGUCGAAAAUCCUCCCCAUCACUUCUCCUUUCGUUCGGAACCACUGCAGUAAGCCGGGGUGGCGCAGAUCUGUGCAGUCGGGAAUAAAUAUAUCGGAAGAGGUCUCUCUCUCUCUCAUGCUUAAUCGAUCUUCGAUCGUUAACAUAGGAUAUAUAUUGUUGUUUUGCUUAAUCGAUCUGUACUUGGCCUAGGGUUUUCUGUAGGACUUGGCCUAGGGUUUUAAUUUUUUGGGGUUUUCUGUUGGACUUGGCCUAGGGUUUUAUUUUUUUGGGGUUUUCUGUGUUUUUCUUGUUAGAAGCCCCUAAUCUGUUCGAAGAUGUUAUUUAGGGUUGGUUUGAGUAAAUUAACAUGAUUUGUAUACAUUUUAUCGAUCUGUACAUGCUGUUGGACUUGGCGAAGGGUUAUAAUUUUUUGGGUUUUCUGUUUUUUUGUCUGUUAGAAGCCCCUAAUCUGUUCGAAGAUGUUAUUUAGGUUGGCUGUGAGAAAAUGAACAUGAUUUGUAAUACAUUUUCUCGAUCUGUACAUGCUGUUGGACUCGGCUUUGGGUUUUUUUAUUUUUGGGUUUUCUGUGUGUUCCCUGUUAGAAGCCCCAAAUCUGUUCCAAUAUUAUAUUUAGAUUUGCUGUGAGAAAAUUAACAUCAUUUUUAGUAGAUAAUCUGGAUCUGUACAUGGUGUUGGAUUGUAAUAGGCCACUAUUUUUUUAAUUUUAUUUGGAUUUGAGGAAUUGUUAGAAGCCCCUAAUCUGGUUUUAAGGAUACCCAUGGAUUUGGAUUUGUUUGGAUUUGUUUGGAUUUGUUUUUAGUCGUGUGAAUUGAAAGCAACAAAAAGUAAGUCUGAUUUCCAAUAUCCAAGCUCUGUAUUUUCUGAAUCCAUCUGAAAACAAGGCUUGAGGCCAUACAAAUAUGUUAUAAACUUUCACCUUUGAUGGUCCCAUGUGUUUGGCCCUUCAAUCUUUUUAAUAUGUCGUGACAUCAAUAAUCUAUACGCCCACCAAUAUCUUCGUUGUUCAUUUUCUGUUUUUGCAAUAUUGUAGCUUAGACUGCCACUUCUUGCAUUUUUAUAAAUAAUCUGUGUAGUUUUAGCAAGAACAUUUUUUUGUAACUUUUUUAAUUUAGCUUGUUUACUUUUACUCUGUCUUUGAUGUUAGAGAUUUGCACUUCCUAAACAUAUAUAACGGUUAUUUCUUGAUUUGUAUACAAUUAUCUUCACAAAUCCCGACUUGACUGGCAACUUUUUGUAAAGUAUGUGCGCGCUGGGAUGUGGACACCAUCAUAUGUGAUGAACUAGUUUAUUUAUGUUUAGAGUUCCAUACUUUCUGCAUAUAGCAGUAUGUGAAGUGAACUUAAGUUUUCAUUUUUACAAGUUACUUUUGCAAAGUAUGUGUGCGCUUGGAUGUGGAUACCAUCAUGGUAGAUGAACCAACUUUUUUUUUUUUUAUCUCCUAGUAAUUUGAAGUUCCUAUUGAUAUCUGUUAAUGUACCAAAGUACACUUUGCUAAAGCAUUAAACACACCUUUACACUUCACUUCAACCCAAUGUGAAGCACAAUAUGUGUAACUCCUUUUGCACUUGAUUUUUUAGGAUUAAACUCAGCUCCCCUUCGGGUGGAUUAAAAAUAAUAUAAUCUUUUUAAGGAUUAAACCAUCUAACGUUUUGGGUGAUUAAACUCUCUUGUUUUAAAAAAAAAAAACUUGUAAACCCCAACAGCAAACAAUGAAUGAAAAACACUAAUAUUUUUUAGCAACAGCAUACUCCAUUGUUGAUUGGGAACAUGUUAUCUGAGGGAGAUAGGGUAUCAUCGUCAGUUUCUUCAUCUUCUAUUGUUAAUCAUACUUUGAGAAUCAACCCAAUUUGCAAUUGUGGGUCACCUGCUUCACUUAGAACAUCGAACACGCCAAGAAAUCCGGGCCGAUCAUUCUUUGGGUGUUCAAAAUACAAUACCAAGGGAUUACCACAUUGCAACUUUUUCAUAUGGGCAGAUAGUGGUAAGGAAAUGGAGAAUGACCUUAUGAAAGUAUUCAUUGAGAUUUUGAUGAAGAAGGAAGAGCUCCAGAAAACACAUGAAGAGUUGCAGAAAACACAUGAAGAGGUUCGCCAAUUAUUGCAACUUUUUCGAAGAAGAGAGGAAGAGGUGCGAACAAUGAUGGAAGAGGUUCGACAUUGUUCGGAAGAGGUUCGCCGUAGAGAUGGCGAAAUUGUCAAGCGGGAGGUGGAAGUCCGGCGUCAACGCACACAUAUUCGUAUAUGUGUGGCAGUUUCUAUUUUACUUUAUUUGUACUUUAUACGAUCGCUUUGAGUAUUAAUAGGCAUUUAGUUGUGUUUUGUAUAAAUUUGUUAGUGCAAGUUCAGAAGUUGGAACUUUUGGGACAACUCUUUUAUGUUGGUAUUUGUAAUUUUUGUGUGGAAAUUGAAGUGUAUACAUGCCUACAGGUCUGGCAACUUACUAGUAGAAAUAUGGAAGUUUUUUGGGGAAA
Messenger RNA from Carya illinoinensis, 2730 nucleotides. RefSeq lists its product as uncharacterized. The coding region runs from base 2028 to 2552 and encodes 174 amino acids. NCBI's taxonomy places the organism in Eukaryota, Viridiplantae, Streptophyta, Magnoliopsida, Fagales, Juglandaceae. Gene Ontology annotation, molecular function: zinc ion binding. The record is from RefSeq and is a predicted model, not a curated record. The transcript has 2 exons.